AUGCCGGUGAACCAGGAAAAGGGCGAACGACUGUCCUACAGUAGCUGUGAGACAGCUGAGAAUUACACUGAUAUUGUACAGACCGUGGAGGCGACGAGUGCAUCAGCUCUCAGGGGGAGCUCCUUUUCCGAUUCACAAACACUGUCUGGUGACGCCUUUUGGAUCCUCCUUGUCAACGUCUCUGGCCAGAACUCUUCAAGUGAGCAUGUCUGGAGCAGACACAUCGUUCGCAAGAUGUCCAAGGUGACUAGCCACGAGAACGUGCGCAGUCUCAAGACCACCUUCAUGCUAGGUUUCAAGAACUCGGUGACAGCAAAAGUCAAGUUGAUUGGCGGUGCCGCAAGCGAGCAGGAAAUCAGGCUUCAGUCGGCGCUUCAGGAGACUGUUCAAGAGAUGGUCAAGACAUCCGAAGACAUCAGCGAGGAGAGGACAAUCUCCGUCAAAAGCACCAUCCCGCCGUAUGGCUCGCUGAUCCUUUAUCAGCUGCAGAUGAGCGUUCCGGAUAUGGGCGCUCACUUCGCCUUUGACGUGGUGUCAUCUUACAACGGUCCCAUUAUGAAAGUUCCUUUCAAGGUUGAAGUGGGCUACAACUUGGAGAGUGCCAGUCAGGUGCUAGAUAGCCUUGCCAGAACGAAGCCGAAGCGCCAUAACAAGAAGGAGUGGGCAAGCAUCCGCAAGAGCUUGGAGGACAGCGUGGCGCAACCGCUGGAGACCCGGGUCGACCGCUUGAUGAGUGUGCUGCAAGACACACAUCCAGGAAGCAACAACAAAAAGGUCCACGGCAGCUGUGGUGGUCCUGACUCCUUCAUGCAGCUUAUGUAUGGCGAAGAGAAGGCUGAUUGCGAGGAGCUGCGGGACAUGGUUGCUGCUUACCUCAAGGAUCAGAAUGUGGAGGACAAGGUGGAGAUUCGUCUCGUUGACGGCAUGCUCAGUGCAGCCAAUGUGGCUACAUUGGGUGAGGGCCGCUAUGUCGUCAACAUCGCCAAGGGGCCAGUCUCAAAGCCCAUUCUCCAAUCGAUCUGUGACCAUGAGGUCGGCACGCACCUCCUUCGAAUGAUGAACGACGAGCACCAGGUGUGGCACGGCUGCCGAGACCGCUACAAGCUACAGAAUCCCUGGACGACGGAGGAAGGCUUUGCCACGCUGAACACGUCUUCCCUGCUUGCUUUCGUUCUUGUCAAGUACAUGAAUGUUCGUGUUCAAGGCUUGAGGGCGAGACAUACCGCUUUGUUGAUCGUUGUUGACGUGUGGCAUCGUAGGCGACGUGCCGCGUGCAACUAUGAGCUCAAAACGCCGAUUGAAUCUGCGAAGCAGGAUGCCCACCAGUGCAGCAUUACCAACUUCACCAGUUGUUGA
This is a messenger RNA of Symbiodinium pilosum, 1356 nucleotides long. Lineage: Eukaryota; Dinophyceae; Suessiales; Symbiodiniaceae. The record is from the annotation of a GenBank genome assembly.